This is a messenger RNA of Pangasianodon hypophthalmus (striped catfish), 7499 nucleotides long. RefSeq names its product zinc finger protein 865 (gene znf865). Gene Ontology annotation, biological process: regulation of transcription by RNA polymerase II. The coding region runs from base 1677 to 6239 and encodes 1520 amino acids. Gene Ontology annotation, cellular component: nucleus. The record is from RefSeq and is a predicted model, not a curated record. Gene Ontology annotation, molecular function: RNA polymerase II transcription regulatory region sequence-specific DNA binding; DNA-binding transcription factor activity, RNA polymerase II-specific. The transcript has 4 exons. NCBI's taxonomy places the organism in Eukaryota, Metazoa, Chordata, Actinopteri, Siluriformes, Pangasiidae.
AAUAGUGUAAUAAACAGGGUGAGCUUGCUGGAGUAUAUUGUUUGGAUCCGCCCUUAAGUUAGACCUUUCAGUUUAAUCUGCCACUGAGCUUUGAUGCUUGUAGGAUUUUGCAUGCAGUCACGUUGUGUAUUUGUACAAAACCUAGUGAAGUUGGACAUAUGUGGUGUUAUAAUGUGAUUAAUGUGAGCAGGACGAGCAUUCCGAGUUUUCUUGAAGGUGCAUCACGUGUUUCUGUUCUCCACAAGGAAACAAACGAGGCGUCACUGGCAUGCGCCAUUUUGAGGGGCAGGGUCAAGCGAGUGCUUCAGACAGGGGAACAGCAGCAGCUUGUGGGUAAAAUGGCUUCGGAGCUGUGACAUUGGGUGCACUAUUACCAUCACAAAACGUAGCUUUACCACGUUAUUGCCCUCUCUUCCCCUUUAUUUAUGUCACGCUUUCCUUCCAAACAACUGGUUUAAUGGUGUUUUCUUUUCCACAUUCGGUUAUCAUAACAUUAACACGUUCAUAGUUUUAUCAGUGUCGGGCUGCAUUUGCAAGAUGGACGUUAUAAAUUUAUAAAUAUAAAAUAAAUUUGCCCGAGCCAUAUAUUUACGCCUUAAAAGUUUCAUAAACUCUGUACAGAGUUUUAUUUAUUUAUUUAUUUUAUUUUCUGAGGGUGCACUUUGUUUUGUUUUGGUUUGUUUUUUGAAUAUUUAUCGCCCAAGUCUGCCCCAUGUCAACUUGUAUGGACUUCGACUUUAUGAUACAAUUUUUUUUACUUAUAUUACAAGCCAAAAAAAAAAAAAACACCACUACCAAAAAAAAGUAAAAUAAUUCGCGUAAUAAUUUUAAUCAACUCGCAAGCAUUCUUAUUUGUACUUUUUAAUCCUGCAGAGUAAGUACAUUUCAGCGCUGCAAAAUGAGCGCAGCCGGACGCUUUAUCGUGCGACACUGGCCGGAACUGUAUCACUGCCCGGAAACGACCACUGUGAAACGAACAUAAGCGCCUACAGGAAGACGGGGACAUUAAAAAAAAUGACACAGUGGGGGAAAAUAUUUGGCUAAUACUACUGAUUAACGCAAAGGAGAAAUCCUACGAAGGACGUAUUCGAUUAAUACACGGUUAAGCGACCGAAACUAGGUCGCAGCGUAAAGCGAUCAGUUUGCAUUAGCCAGCUAACCGAGCGGAAAUUGGGUUUGGUUAACGGGGCGACAACAGAGCUCUCGGGCCAAUGGAGAGGCCUUUGAAACUGUUUUCGACGGGAGGAUGAGGAAAAAUGACCCGCUAACCUGAAAUCGGAAACCGCCUUUGUGUACAUUCCCUCAUUCUCUUCCGAGCUAACAAAACUGUGAGUAAGCGGAGUAAGAGCCCCGACACUGAGCACUUCAGCACAAGCACACGAGUGUGAAUGAGGUUGCUGACGGCAGACAGAGGCAAAAACUACUGGAUCAUAUCGCUGCUGUGUUCUUGGUCUUCCAACUUGGGACUUCAUCCCAUUCAGUGGAUGUUCUGGCAUUGCGUCGUUUGCUUUUUCACUGUGAUUUGAACUGAACUGCAAGGACAGCAUUUAAUAAGGAACACACAAAUGGGGACCAUUUCUUUAAAUGCCUGUGAGAUAAAUAAGUAAGAGAACAUUCCCUCGCCGCAACAAGGGAACGAGAAGGAACCAGAGGAGUGUCCCUCAACAGUGAGGGAAAUGUUCCAGUUCGGAAAGUACCCUAUGGACAUUUUAGAAAUGCUUAGUGGGCAUCAGGCUCAUCAGUUCAAAGGCCUAGGUUUUGAACGACAGCUGCAGCACCAACAGCAACUUCAACACCAGCAACAGCUUCAGCAGCAGCAACAACAGGGUGAGGCCUCUGGAGCUCUCCUCUCUGGGCUUGGCCUAGGUUCCCUUCAAGGAUCUAGAAGUAAUGCAUUUUCAGAUUCCUCGUCGAUUUUUGCCAAAAUGAGUGCACCACCUCCACCCAUCCCCCAGCAAACGCAGUCUUCUUCCUCACAAAGUUCUCGCAAAUCUAGCAAGAUGAGCAGCACUGGCAGUUCAGCUUCUGGAUACCCACAAUUUUUGCGUCCUUUUCACCCUGCAGAGGCUGCUCUAGCACAGGAGCAACUUCACUCAGGGAUGGGGCGGUUUGAUUUUGCAGGAGGUAGUAGUACUGGUGGUUCUGGAGUGAUUGGAGGAGUUGUAACAUCUGCUCCCCCACCACCACCACCACCCCUGCACCCUGGUCUCUCUGUGCCUCAACCAUCGCCUGGACCAUCUUCAUCAUCACCUUCUCCCUCCAGUUCGACCACCACCUCCAAUAACCCUGCUACCAGCAGCAGUACAGUAGCUGGACUGGUUGGGGCUCAGUCUGAGGCACGUAGUUUACACCAGCAAUUUAGUUGCAUGCUUGCAGCCAACCAAUACUUCCUUUCUGGAAUGCCUACCAAUGCUAGCCUUGAGCAGUUCCUAGUUCAGCAGGGUCCCCAUAAUCAUCUUGGUCUUACAGACUCAAACACAGGUCUAGCUCCUCCCCCAGCACUUCACCCCUCUCACACACAUGGCCACCCAACCCCUCAGCCUCAGCAGCAACAGCAGCAGCUACCACCACAUGCAUUGUCUCACCCACACAGCCAUGCCCAUCCACAUCACCCUCUUCAUCCUGCCCCUCAACCAUCGCCACUCAGUGGGUUUGAUUUUCAAGGCAUCCCUGUUCUUUCCUCCAAUCAGCUAGCUUCCCUAAUGCAACAGGAAGCUGGUCUUCCUCUCCCACUUCCACUUCAUCUCUCUGCCCCAAAGGAUGAUGGGAAAGGGGAUGGUACAUCUGUGGCUGGAGGAAGCGGAGGUAGUGGCAGCAGGAGAAAGAAAGCAAUGGCCGGAUACCUGCCCCAGAGGAAAACUGAUGGCAGUAGUGGUAGUAGUAGCAGUACUAACUGCCAUAGCAGCUCUGGGGCACAUGGCCAUGAUGGGUCUUCUGGCCUUGUUGGAGGAGGUGCAGGGGUUGGUAUGAGAGGUCUUGGUAGUGACCCCUCCUCAAUCCUCUCCUCUUCAACACCGUCCUCCUCCUCUUCUUCAACUGUCUCUUCCUCUGCCCCCUCCUCAAAUUCUGCCUCUGUGUUGGUAACAAAUGUUUCACAGAUACCCAAAUCUGAUAAUCAGUCCGCAAUGACUCCCACUGUUACUCAGCCUGAGCCUUAUCACUGUGGUGAGUGUGGCAAAUCUUUCACACACCUCCCUAGUCUCCGUAGACACAUACGUAGCCACGCAGAAGGGGGUAAUGGUCCCAAUAGCAGCGUUAACACAACUCCAAAUACGGUGCAUCAACAUCAGACAGACACAAGUCUCCCUCACUCAACACAAGAUGGCAUAUCUCAGCAAAAUGCCCAUCAUCAACAUGAACCAAAUCAGUCCAAUCCAGAUCCUUCCUCUUCAUGUCCAAGUCCAGAUAAGACAUACUGUUGCAGUGAAUGUGGGAAAGGUUUUAAGAAACGAGGGCAUCUCCUUCAGCAUGGUGUUAUACAUUCUGGUGCGCGACCAUAUGCUUGCUCUACCUGUGAGAGAUCUUUUAACCGGCGUGAAUCUCUUACUCGACAUGAGAAAAUUCAUGAGGAUAAACCUUACCGCUGUCCAGCUUGUGAUCGCUGCUUUAGAGAGAGUACCUCUUUGCUUAACCAUGCUGCCUCUGGCUCAUGUGGCAAACCAGGUAGGGGAUCAAGUUCGAGAAGCAGUGAUGGCAGUUCAGUGAGUUCCGAAGACAAGGUGGAAGGUAGUGAAUACCAAGGUGGACAAAUAGGAGAUGAAAAAGAAUUGGGUUACGAGAAAGCUGAGGGAGGUGCGACAGAGAUGUCCUGUGAUGGCCUGUAUCCACAGGGGAGAGGAGGGAAUCCAAAUACUGGUGACAAACCAGAAGGGAAAUAUAAUUCGGCAUAUUCAAGAGAUCCCUACCAAACAUCCUAUAGAGUUGACGAUUAUCGUCGACCACAGGGUACGCUGACCUCAUACUCUGGAGAUGGCUCUUGUACUAACAGCAUGUCAGGCCCUGCCCUCAGAAAAGCCCCCCUAGCUCCAACACUUCACCCACACCCUCCAAAUCAGCAACAGCAUCACCAUCACCAACAGCAGCCACAUCUUCCUCUUUCUUCUCUUCUAGAUGACUCAGAAGAUGAAGUUACCAGCAGUGCCAUGUCUGCGAUAGCUGCAGCUGCUGCUGCCUCUGUCUUGCCUGAAAUAAACAACAGUGGGGGAAGAGAGGAACGAAGAGAUAUAAUUGGAGGUUUGUUAGGGGGUCUUGGUUUUGCGUCUUUGGGUGGCCCAUCUUCUACAUCUGCAGGAAAUGGGGGAAAUGACGAGUGUUUGAAUGGAUCCAUGAUGCCUUUGUCUCAUCCUGCUCAGCAGCAGCAGCAGCAGCAGCAGCCUAAUUCACAAAAUGCCACAUCUAAUGCCAAACCGAAGCGGCCAAGGAAGCCCAGACAAAAGAGGGAACCUAGGCCUGGUGGUAUCUCUGGAGAGGGUGUAAAGCGUAGGCGGAAUAACCAGAAUGGGGCUCGUGGGGAUGGAGCAGAAAGGCCUUAUUUAUGCACUGUUUGUGGGCGUGGCUUUGGCAGACGCGAGACCCUCCGCCGGCAUGAGCGUGUUCAUACAGGAGAAAAGCCAUUCCAUUGUGAUGUUUGUGGCAAAGAUUUUCGAGAGCCUUUCCAUCUUACUAAACAUCAGACUGUUCAUUCAGGAGAGAAGAACUACAAAUGCUCCCUUUGCGGAAAAGAUUUUGGGUAUGCACAAAGUCUGAAAAGACAUGAAAAGCUGCACCUCAGAGGGGAUUUCAAACCAAGACGGAGUAAAACCAAGUCUUCGGCAAAUCAAGGAGGAACAGUUCCUCAAGAUGGCAGUCAGACAGCCCCUGGAUCAUAUUACCCUUAUUCUCAAAAUAAAGCUCAAGGAUCCAAUGCUAGCACAUCCAACCAGCCCCCUCCUAAGCUUUAUACGUGUGAAAUUUGCUGGAAGUCAUUUCGCCAUCACUUCCAUUUGACUGCUCAUCACCAAGCCAUUCAUGAACAUGGUGGGGAGAAACUGUUUUCAUGUGAGGUGUGUGGAAAAGCCUUUGCUUACUCCAACAGUCUGACGAGACAUCGCUUAUCUCAGCAUGGUUUAGCACGCGCUGGACCAACCACCCAGCCAACAGGAAGUGGGUCUGGUGGAAAUGCAUCAUCCUUAACAGAAAGUGAGGCUGCCACUAAUGUUCUCCUUAGUCUGGCUCCUGACAAUGGAAGUCAUGGUGUGCAGCAAACACAUUCAAACAUUGCUCAUACACAGCAUCUUCACCCUCAGCAACCUGCUGGCUAUUCCCCACUCUUCUACACACCAGAGUCAGGUCCUCAUAGUUCGAAUACCAAUGCCCCGUCCCACCCUCAACACCCUCACUACUCACACUCCUCUAUAGGGCCCCUUUCCCAUCAGCAGCCUGUAAGCGGGAAGGCACAACAGAUUUAUCAAGGGAUUACAGGAAACCCCAUUCAUUCUGCUCCCUCUCAUAUCCACAUUUCAUCCUCUCCACUCCACAUUUCUCAGUACCACCACCAGCAGCACUCUUUUCAAAUGCAGCCCCAGCAUCUACAUCAUCAACUUGUACAGGCGCAUGGAGAUGUUGCCCAGAAAAAGAAAAAAAAAAAGAAAAAAAUUAGAUUCGUUGGUGGGGGGCAGCUGUUUGGCGGGUUCACUGAAUUUGAGACCGCAAGAUGGCGUAGAUUUUUGCAGAGGAAAAAAAGCAGGCUUCAGCAGCAACUUAAACGGAAAAGGUGGAUAGCCCAGUUAAAGUGGGCCAAGUAUACAGGAGGAAUUGGGAUUAAUUUAGGGGUUGGUACAUGGCGUGUGGGUGGGCUGAAAUUGAGAGGUUUGAGGUCUUUGAUGGUUCCCUUAAGGUUCUUUACAUGCCCUAUCUGUCCGUCCACCACCUUUACACGACGGAUAACCCAUUCGGUUCACCGUGUGAUAAGGCACCCCCCAAGGAAACAUGGCUGUCGGGCUCGCCUGCGUUGUAUAGUCUGUGGUAAGCGCUCUCGAAGGCUCCUCUCAGCUCUUCGCCAUCGGGCUCGGCACCUUUCCCAAGGAUCUUUCUCUUGCCCCCAAUGCCCCUCACGGUUCUGGAAUGCUGCCCUGCUACAGAGGCAUAAAUUUGCCUGUAGACGAGUUGGUGGAGGACGAAAAACACCAAAGGGGACUUAUUCUCAGAAAGGAGAGUAUUAUAUGGAAAGAUCAGGUGGCAUUGCAGAGUACAGGCACUAAGUAUUUUUCACUCUGAAGAAAAUAUGACCGUCAAAACUGAUGAGUUUUAAAAACCCUAGAGACCCCUAAUGCACAGUGGAAUUUCUGCUUUGAAUCCACUACAUAUUUACAGUCACACACUCAUUAUACAGAUGGUCUCUGGUUUCAGCCAAGGGAGUGCCUCUUAUAACAACAUGAACAUUAAGCCUGUAUCUAAAAAAGAAAAGACAAAACACACAUCCAUUAAGGACAUGGAUCUGAAACAUGGUUUCUCCAAAGGGGAAGAAUAUUUUAGAUUAUGGGACUAUUUGGUAGCACCUUUGUUGUUAUAGUAGCAUCUCUAUCCUCUAAAAACACAUUCAUUACGUAUUUUCGUAACUUUUUUUUGUGCUGCGAUAAUGAAUGCAAACGAGUAAGAGUGAACUAAUCUCAACGGUAACAUAUUUUUUUUUUUUUCCUCUAAGUGACUUUCCCCUUAUUACUUAAAAUUUUGGACAGUAUACUCUUUUAUUUUCAAAUAUAUGUAACUUUCUGUUUCUUGUGGCCUGUGCCCUACCCCCAGUAGUCUUGUGUUUAUAGAAAUGCUUGUCCGGGGACUAAUGUUGCUGGUUGGGAAGUUGUUGAACAUAAUUGUUUUAUUCUCUAAGGACAAAUGUACUAAGACACUUAGGUUUUCAAACCUUAACAUUGAAAACUAAUACUCAUUCUUGCCUCAAAACUUUCAAAUCAUGUGAAAAUUGUUGCAUUGGGUGGGGGCACCAUAGCUCAAUAGAUGCCAUGUUUAAUGUCACCUGUUUUUUAAGAAAUAUGUAAUUUUGUAGGUAUUUCUAUGACAAGUGUUAUAUCUUUGGUUGUGAUGGACUGGUGUGAGUAAGAGUGGAGAAACCAGUCCGUACUGUAAAAUGCGUAUUAUAUUUUAUGUAUCAAUUGUUUUUGUUGCUUUUUUAUUCUUCAGAGUGCAAGUUUUUUAAUCAUUUGUACUAUUUGUGGUUGGGCGUGUGUAUGUUUUAAGAUGAGGGGAAUAUAUGUAUCAAUGUGAUUUUUUUUUUUUUUUUUUCCUUUUUAUCCCCCCCCCCUCUCCUUGUCUAAUCUAAACAAUUAUAGCACAGGUCCCAAACACUAUUGUAUACAUUUCAAUACUUUGCUUAGCUCCUCUGUCCCAGUGUAAUCUCAGUAAACUAAAAUAUGGCAUAUAAAUACUAAACUAUCGUUUUUCUGUUUUCUGCAACAGCAAAAAAUAGUAAAUCGCACCAAAAACCAAUAAAAAAAACCUGAAAGUCA